Messenger RNA from Tetrahymena thermophila SB210, 318 nucleotides. RefSeq lists its product as hypothetical. NCBI's taxonomy places the organism in Eukaryota, Ciliophora, Oligohymenophorea, Hymenostomatida, Tetrahymenidae. The transcript is spliced from 2 exons. The record is from RefSeq and is a predicted model, not a curated record.
AUGCAUAUUAAGAUAUCUUUAUAUAUUCUUAAAUAGAUGGAUCUGUAAAAAUUUUCAACCCUAACUUAGCAAACGGAUAAGUAUAUUUGGUAUAAAAAUUUACUGGAAUAAAAAGAAUUGAAAUAUGUUAUUAAUAACAAUAACUUGUUGUUUAGACAACCACAAAUUAAAUUUUUAUUUUUAACUAUCAAGGAAAUAAUUCAACUGGAAUAUUUUUAGAUUUAAGUGACAUUACGCCUUUUAUCACAACAAAAUAUACUCUUUCAUUUUAAAUCCAAUGUUAAAAUAAUUUAAUCUUUACUUAGUCUCCUUACCUGA